Tinamus guttatus (white-throated tinamou) is the source of this 1423-nucleotide messenger RNA. RefSeq names its product scavenger receptor cysteine-rich domain-containing protein DMBT1. NCBI's taxonomy places the organism in Eukaryota, Metazoa, Chordata, Aves, Tinamiformes, Tinamidae. The record is from RefSeq and is a predicted model, not a curated record.
AUGCAAUUUACACUACCUAUGCUCCCCCAGCAUUCUUGACUACUCCAGCCAGAAAAUAUUUUUGUGGUGGCUUACUUUUGAAUUCUUCUGGAACACUUCAGAGCCCUUUUUAUCCUUCAAAUUAUUAUGAUAAGGCAGACUGUCUGUGGGAAAUACAAGUAGCAAGUAACUUCCUUGUUGUUCUCACAUUUAGAAGUGUUCAGUUUCAAGGUGGAUGCCAGAACAGCUACAUUGAAAUCUAUGAUGGGCCACCCAAUACUUCUCCCCUGCUUGGAAGAGUUUGUUCUGGUUCUUAUGUUACAUAUACAUCAUCCUCAAAUCUCAUGACUGUUAGAUUUCGCAGUAAUGCCAGAUAUUCAAGCAAGCGUUUUUUCGCUGAAUAUCACUCUAUUCCAGCAGACGAUAAUACCACCCUUGUGUGCUUGCCAACCUACAUGCAUGUAGUUGUAAAGAGAGCCUUUCUCCAGGCACAAGGCUACUCUGUGGAAAACGUCAUCUUAUCUAAUGGUUUCUGCAGACCAACAAUUACUUCAAGCCAGGUUAUAUUCAACAUUCCAUACAAUGGCUGUGGCACACAAAGACAGAUUGACAACGAAACAAUAACCUAUUCCAACGUGAUAAAAGUGGCUGCUUCUGGUUACAUAAUUAAGAGGGAAAAGGAUCUUAACUUGCACAUCAACUGCAAAAUGCUUCAGAACACCUGGGUGCAAGUAAUGUAUAUUGCCAAUGACAUUAUUAACGUCAGUGAAACUCAGUAUGGCAGAUACAACGUGAACAUUUCAUUCUACAAUUCGUCCUCUUUCCUGUGGCCAGUGUAUGACUCUCCAUACUAUGUUGACCUGAACCAGAAUUUGUUCCUUCAAGCUUCCCUUCAAAGUUCUGACCCAAAUCUGGUGUUGUUUCUGGACACAUGUGUGGCAUCACCUAAUCCUAAUGAUUUUACGACUCUGACCUAUGAUUUAAUCAGAAGAGGGUGUGUUAAAGAUCCCACCUUCUACUCUUACAACUCACCAUACAGAUACAUCUCUCGCUUUACAUUUAGUGCCUUUGAGUUUGUAAGGCAGCAUCCAUCAGUUUACCUGCAGUGUGAACUGGUGGUGUGCAGGUAUGGGGACUACUCUUCCCGAUGCUAUCAAGGCUGUGUGAGUAGGUUCAAGAGGAACGUAGAAACUCCCGAUGAAAAAGUGAAUGUUGUUAUUGGACCUAUUCAGCUUUGGGAAGCAAACGCUGAGAACAGGAAAGCUAAGCUGGACUCUGACCUCCAUGAGAACAGGGCAUCUCUGGGUGCCACCCCUGUGUCCACUGCCGGGUCUCCUGCUCCGCUUGCUCUGGCCACCGUGGCUCUGGUGGCAGCUGCUGUCCUCGCCGUGGGUGGGUUUCUGCUGAGGCGUAAGCUGAAGGAGCCCAUUCCCUACCAGAUCAU